AUGGCUACUGCCAGCAAUCUGACUCCUACAAAUUGCAGCUGGUGGCCUAUUUCUGCAAUAGAGAAUGAUGCAGGCAAAACGAAUGAAGGGAAGGAAGAUGCUGAAGCCUCAACCCCCAGCCUCAAAGCCAAGGACAAGCUGGUUUUAUACCACUGGACACAGUCCUUCAGCUCCCAGAAGAUACGUCUCGUGAUUGCAGAGAAAGGUUUGCCAUGUGAUGAGCGAGAUGUCAGCCUGCCCUUGGCAGAACAGAAAGAGCCGUGGUUCAUGAGACUCAAUCUUGGGGAGGAAGUGCCAGUGGUAAUCCACGGAGAUAACAUCAUAAGUGACUAUAACCAGAUCAUAGACUACAUUGAGAACAAUUUCGUGGGAGAACUCAUUCCACAGUUAAUACCAGAAGCUGGAAGCCUUCUUCACUCCAGGGUUCUUCAAUACAGAGAAACCCUAGAGAGCCUGCCAAUGGAUGCCUACACUCAUGGAUGUAUUCUUCACCCAGAGCUCACCACAGAUUCCAUGAUCCCAAAGUAUGCCACAGCUGAGAUUCGCAGGCACCUUGCCAACGCCACCACCGAACUCUUGAAACUUGAUAACGAAGAGUCUCAACUAACAGAGCCAUACCUUUCCAAACACAAAAAGCUAAUGGCAAAAAUCCUGGAACAUGACAAUGUGAACAACCUGAACAAAAUCUUUAUUGAACUAGCCAUGGUCUUAGACCAAGUAGAGGCAGAGCUGGAGAAGAGGAAAAUUGAGUAUGAAGGCCGAAAAUGUGAGCUCUGGCUUUGUGGGAACACAUUCACCUUAGCCGACAUUCUUCUGGGAGCCACGUUACAUCGCCUCAAGUUCCUAGGACUUUCCAAAAAACACUGGGAAGAUGGGAGCAGACCAAACUUACAGUCCUACUUUGAGAGAAUACAGAAGCGCUAUGCAUUCCGGAGAGUACUGGGAGACAUCCACACCACUCUCCUGUCAGCCGUUUUACCCAACGCAUUCCGCCUUGUCAAACGGAAACCGCCAUCUUUCUUCGGGGCAUCUUUCCUUAUGGGGUCACUGGGGGGGAUGGGGUACUUUGCCUACUGGUAUCUAAAGAAGAAAUACAUCUAAUGACUAGCGUGUCUUAGUUUGAUGUCUCUUGUGCUAUGUGUUAUAAUUCAGCCGAAUACCAGAAACUGGAACGAUCGUCGCCAUGAAAUAUCCUUAACGCUAAUGUUAACAUUCCAUGAUAGAGAACACGUAGACCUUAUAUCCCAACACAACUACUAGAUCUGCAAAUGACUUUUGUAGAAAACAAAAAAUUCUAGACUGUUGCAGUAUUAAUAGAUAAAGGGCGCAAUCACAAACUGCCUAAAUUUGCUUCUACGGAAACAGCGCUACACCUGUCCACAGGUGGUGUCUGGUAUUGCAGCUUUAUUAAAGGGGUCGUGUCAUAUCUCUGAGACGCACACCUACUGUAUCACUAGAACGGGACCCCAAAAGCGAACAAUGCGCAGCGUGCUCUCCAUUCACUUCUAUGGGAAUUCCGAAAAUAGCCAAGCGAGUACACUCUGCUAUUUUCAGAAGUCCCAUAGAAGUGAAUAGAGAACGCAUCGCACACACACGUCCACCUCUCCAUUCACCUUUAUGGGACUGCUGGAAAUAGCCACCCCAGCACUCCCAUAGCAGUGAAUGGUGGGUGGCCACGCUUGCACAGUUCACUUUGGGAGACCCGUUCUAGAGAUAGAUGCCCCCCGCACCCACACCUAUCUGAAAACUGGUGGCAUAUCUUAGUGAUAUGACAUCAAUCUCUCAGAUGAGACAAUCCCUCUAAAGUGAAUAUGGCCGAGCUGCAAUACCAGUCACAACCUGUGGACAGGAGUGGCACUGUUUUUUUUUUUAUAACAAUUAUAAGCAUCUUAAUUGAGACAUGUCAGAAGAUAAUAUCCAUGGGGAUUCCUAAUUCAAGAACUGUUAAAAUCAAGGGCUGCAGUGCUGUCUACUGCCCUUUUGUCUUCAUUUCAAGCUGAUGGCUGCCUCCUCAAAAUGACAAAUCAAGCAACCGCCAUCUCGUGAGACCCCCCUCUCCUAAGCAGGAUGCACAGUGCGACAAGGCACAUUGGGUAAAGUAUAGUGAAGCCGUGGGUCAGAGGUUGUGGUAUAGAGGGUGCCCAUUCUGACCCUACGGGCCUGGGGUCUCAGCUCAUGGACCGUCCUGGCCAAUAACCUCUUCUAACAUUUCUCAAUGAAACAUAGAAGAUGAUGGACGUACCCUUAUAUCAAUUUGUGACCAAGAUCUCCGACAUCUUUGUGGCAGAGAGAAUCAAAUUGUGAUGAAAUGACAUUUCUUCUUCGUCGCAUCAUUGAAAUCUUUAUGUUUAUAGUCUCUUUUAAUCUAAAUUCCUGUAUUUAAAGGGAUUAUCCAACCCGUAUAAUGACCCCCCCUAAUUUCUGGGCCCCUCAUAUAGAUUAU
Messenger RNA from Bufo bufo (common toad), 2443 nucleotides. RefSeq names its product ganglioside induced differentiation associated protein 1 like 1 (gene GDAP1L1). The coding region runs from base 1 to 1101 and encodes 366 amino acids. The transcript is spliced from 6 exons. The record is from RefSeq and is a predicted model, not a curated record. NCBI's taxonomy places the organism in Eukaryota, Metazoa, Chordata, Amphibia, Anura, Bufonidae.